AUGUCGGGCGCAAGUGCGAAAGGCAAGAAGCAGGCGAACAAGAACGCCUAUCGCCGUGCAAAGAAGAAGCAGCAACGCUCUGAGACACCGUCGACCGCCGGCGACUCUGCGCGUGAGAGCGAAUCUCCCGCACCCGAAAGCGACACAAAUAACGAAGCACAGGCGGUGAAGCCCGCGACCCUCCUCUCCGUCGAUGAUAUUGAAAACCAGUACAACUUCGACGACCCGCUUUUCGAGGAAUACAAGAGUGUGUUUGAAAAGUUCAGGGAGCCGACGGAGGAGGAAGCGGCGACAAAGGACGAAGAGAAGCCUGAAAUCUACCACUCCGACGACGACAUCCCGGAUGAGGAGGACGACGAUGGCAAGCCCAAGCUCUCCAAAAAGCAGAGAAAGCAGAUGAACAAGUUGUCGGUUGCGCAACUCAAGGCGCUAGUGCCCCGGCCAGAGCUGGUCGAAUGGACAGACGUGUCAUCCUCUGACCCCCAGCUGCUAAUAUCCAUCAAGGCAGCGAAAAACGUCAUACCCGUACCCUCUCACUGGUCACUGAAGCGCGAGUAUCUCUCGUCCAAGCGAGGUAUCGAGAAGCCGCCCUUUGCUUUGCCCAAGUUUAUUCAGGAGACGGGUAUUGCAGAAAUGCGAGAUGCGGUUUUAGAAAAACAGGCUGAAAUGACCAUGAGGCAGAAGCAGCGUGAGCGCGUGCAAGGAAAACUUGGCAAGUUGGACAUUGACUACGCCAAACUCUACGAUGCCUUCUUCAGGCGGCAGACUAAGCCAGAACUGACCAGAUAUGGCGAGGUCUACUACGAGGGUAAGGAAUUCGAAACCAACCUCGUAAACCUCAAGCCAGGCGAGCUGAGUGAGGAGCUUCGGGAGGCACUGGGAAUGGCACCCGGCCACCCGCCUCCAUGGCUCAUUAAUAUGCAGCGUUUUGGCCCUCCGCCGUCCUAUCCCAAUCUGCGCGUACCUGGUGUCAAUGCCCCGAUCCCUCCCGGAUCUUCUUGGGGAUUUCAGCCUGGUCAAUGGGGUAAACCACCUACUGACGAUGCUGGUAAGCCACUGUUUGGCGGGGAUCUGUACGGAACCGCUAUACUGGAGGAGCAACAGCAACCAACACACGUUGGUGAACCUGUUGAACGUGGUAUCUGGGGAGCACUUCGAGCCGAGGGCGAGAGCGAGGACGAAGAGAGUGACGAGGAGGAGGAAGAUGACGAGGAAGAAGAGGAGGAAGGAGAUGAAGACGCGAGUGGUAUACAGACCUCCAUGACUACUGCUUCGGCCAUGCCCUCUGAGAUUGGUGGGGCGGAGAGCAUCAGUGGAGAAUUCCAGCUCCGGAAACAGCGCAAAGGAAUUGAGACGGAAGAGCCCGGAGCGCCACGGAGCGCCUACACAGUGCUUCCCGAGAAGAACAUAUCUGCGACUGGCUUCUUUGGUGGCGAGCAUGCUUAUGACCUGGAUGCAGCGAAGCGCGAUGCUCUUGGACAUGCACAGAGGAAGCGGAAAGCUGGAGACGUCGACGUCUCUGUCGACAUUGAUCAGCUGGGAGACAGUGAUAAGUUGGACAGGGACGCAUUGAAGAAAGAGUACGAGUCUAGGCAGCGGGCUGAGGCACAGGGACAAUGGCAAAGUAUCGACCAAGAUGAUCUAGCAGAUAUGAUCAACCAGGAAAGCAGGAAAAGGGCCAAGAGAGAGGAUGAGCGAAAGACUAGGCGCUAG
This is a messenger RNA of Exserohilum turcica Et28A, 1713 nucleotides long. RefSeq lists its product as uncharacterized. Gene Ontology annotation, biological process: mRNA splicing, via spliceosome. Lineage: Eukaryota; Fungi; Ascomycota; Dothideomycetes; Pleosporales; Pleosporaceae. The coding region runs from base 1 to 1713 and encodes 570 amino acids. The record is from RefSeq and is a predicted model, not a curated record. Gene Ontology annotation, cellular component: precatalytic spliceosome; catalytic step 2 spliceosome; nucleus. The transcript has 2 exons.